GUAAAGUCAGUUGAACAGCUGUUUUUGACUAGUUUAGUUAUCGGUAAAUGCCGUUGAUACAUAAUAUAAUUUUUGUUUAUUACCUAUUUUGUUAAAAUUUCAUAAAUUUUCGUUGCAUUAUUUUUCGGAAUGUCUGCAGAUCCCCAUGAUGCACAGUUUGCAGCAAAAUCUAAUCCUACAACGGUUACAGAUAGCCCAGUUACAGACCCUGGUUCCUCAGUGAAGGAAGAAGAUUCUUUUGAAAUUAUAGUUGAAAGCACAAAAGGGCUGAAAGUUUCAUACCAGGGUGAAAAUAAGCAAGUAGGCUCAAAGGCUAAGGCAUCUAAUGGUGAAGUGGGUGCACACGGGAAUAUAGAUCCAGCUCAAAACUCCGCUUUUGUAGGACAGCGGAUAAUGGACACAAAAACAUCAAGUGCUUUAAAAAAAUCAAGUCGUUACCGGAGCAGAUCUCUCUCAGCCUCUUCCAACGACUCGUACAGUUCUGCUUCAUACACCGGGAGUAGCUCAGAUGAGGAUGACGUCUCUCCUAGAGAAAAACUACAAAAAAGUUCCAACAACUUCACAGAUUUUUGUGUUCGCAACGUUAGUCAACAUGCCUUUGGGCGUAGAGAAAUUGAAAUAGCAGAACAAGAAAUGCCGGGAAUCAUGGCCUUGAGGAAAAGAGCUGGCGAUGACAAGCCUCUGAAGUCGGCCAAGAUUGUUGGCUGUACUCACAUCAAUGCUCAGACUGCGGUGCUGAUUGAAACUCUGACAGAGUUGGGAGCCCAAGUUAGAUGGUCUGCUUGUAACAUCUACUCCACACAGAAUGAAGUUGCUGCUGCUUUGGCUGAAGCAGGUUACCCGAUCUUCGCCUGGAGAGGUGAGACGGAAGAAGAUUUCUGGUGGUGUAUAGACAAGUGCAUAAAUGCGGAAAACUGGCAGCCCAACAUGAUUCUAGACGACGGAGGCGACGCUACUCACCUCAUGCUCAAGAAGUACCCUACUAUGUUUAAAAUGAUUAAAGGAAUCGUUGAAGAGAGCGUCACAGGAGUUCAUCGACUCUACCAACUGUCCAAAGCUCAGAAACUAACAGUACCUGCGAUGAAUGUUAAUGAUUCCGUUACCAAAACAAAGUUUGAUAAUCUCUACAGUUGUCGGGAGUCAAUCAUUGACAGCUUGAAGCGGUCGACUGACGUAAUGUUUGGAGGCAAGCAGGUUGUUCUCUGCGGUUACGGAGAAGUCGGCAAGGGGUGUUGUCAAGCUCUCAAGGGGUUGGGUUGUGUGGUUUACGUCACUGAGAUCGACCCCAUUUGUGGCCUUCAAGCUUGCAUGGACGGAUUCAGAGUGGUGAAGCUGAAUGAGGUGAUACGCAAUGUGGAUAUUGUCGUAACGGCUACAGGAAAUAAGAAUGUCGUUACCAGAGAACACAUGGACAAGAUGAAGAACGGCUGCGUCGUCUGCAAUAUGGGCCAUUCCAAUACGGAGAUUGAUGUUAAUAGUCUACGCACGCCAGACUUGACGUGGGAGAAAGUGAGAUCCCAGGUGGAUCAUGUCAUCUGGCCGGAUGGCAAACGCAUCAUUCUUCUGGCUGAGGGUCGUCUUGUAAACCUCAGCUGUUCCAGUCUGCCGUCCUUCGUCGUCUCCAUCACUGCUGCCACCCAGGCACUUGCCCUGAUAGAACUGUUCAAUGCUCCUCACGGUCGUUACAAGUCUGAUGUCUAUCUUCUACCUAAAAAGAUGGAUGAGUACGUUGCAAGUUUACAUCUGCCCACAUUUGAUGCUCACCUAACAGAAUUGACGGAUGAACAGGCAAAGUACAUGGGACUGAAUAAGGCAGGUCCCUUCAAGCCUAACUAUUACAGAUACUAGAAGCAUUGUCACAGGAGUGUGUUCUGCCGAUGUUCUCUACCAUGGUCAAUGUAUGCUGCCUCUGGAUCCAGGAUUGUUACAUGUUAGCUUCAAAGUCAAGCAAUGUUACAUGUUGUUAACAUUUAUGUCUUCCCUCGGUACAUUUUAACAGUAUCGCCUUCAAAAUACUGUUGAAAUUUAAGUGUACUUCUCGCUUCAUUUUGCUUUUCACUGCAUUUAUUCUAAAAUUAGUUAAUAUUGCGUUCCUAUUGUGCACUUAAAACCACUAAAAUUAUAUUUUAUCAAAAUAUUUAUUUUUUUACUAUAUAUUUUUCUGAUAUUUAAUAGUUUUAACUGUGUGUCAAAAAAAAAUAUUUAUUUAUUGAAGGAAAGUACUAUAUGAGUUGUAUGGUUUUCAUGAGUUGUAGGGUUUUCUUGUUUAGGGGAAUUUGUAUAUUUUGUUUGUUAGUAAAGGUCAAACAUAAUUUUAAAUAUAAGAUAACAUAAUUUAGUCUAAACUUUGCAUGAAGAAUAUUUAUUUAUCGCAUGGAAAAUAUUUAUUUAUUGAAUAUAUUGUAUUAUUUAUUUUCGUUCACUGCUGAAUCAGUGGUUGUAGAUUUCUUAGGUUCAGAUUCCACCCAUGCUGAUGCCUAUUCGCCAUAUGUUACUAUUUUGAGCCCACCUAGAUAAAAAUAUAUUCUCUUAGACGUGGAGAAAACUCCUCUGAAAUUCAUAGAAAAUUUUGUUUAGUAUAGGAUUUAUGUAUAGGCAAAGUAUUUUAUGUACAACAUUUGUCCUAAAAACAAUUUGUGUGGUUUUAAUGAAAAUCUUAUUGUUGAAAGGCACUGCGGCUACAAAAACACUUUUCCUUUCCGGAGACACUUUUGCUUUUCUUUCUUUAGCUUUGACUUGAUUCAGUAAAUCUAUCAAGCCUGAAUUACCAUUGAGUUUAUCAUAUUCAUGGUCAGAUUUGUUUCUUCCCUAUGAUUCCUUUAUCCUUUGAGACAUAGGGUAUCAAAUAGAAAACCUUCUUUUGUUAUUUUCUCAGGCUCAUAUUUUUGUUUUCCCUCUUCAAAAUACUUUGGUAUUGAACUAGGCUGUUGUAACAGAGAAAAGGAAAGUUUGAUAAUAACGAUUCUCUACCCUUUGAACAUUUCUUAUCAUUUAUAAUUAAUUCGUGGAAUAUCUUACAAUAUUCCUUUUUUGGUUCUGUUCCACUAAAAUACACUGUACCAGAAAAUCUUGAACGGAUUGGCUGUUUCAUGCAUUUUUAGUUAUCACUAUUCCAUAAGCAUUUAGAUAGUUGUACCAAAAACAAAAUUGAUAUUAUUGUUAAGUCCCUCCACGCUUUUAGGAUUUAGGAUAAUGCCUGAUAAUCGAAAUAUUUAAAUUGAAUUUUUUUAACGCAGACACAUUUUUAGUAAUAACACUAAACUGGUUAUUUUAUCAUUAACCAAAUUGAAUUAGUAGCAAUUGUAACCUUCUAUAGUGUUCCUGGUUCCAAACGAGCUGUACAACCCAAAAAUAUCUCCGUUGAAUCGCUUAUUAUCUGGUUCGUUGUUUAAAAAAAUGUUUGUUUAUUCUUUGCGUUCUUGUGUUGAUAAAAGUCUAAGGAUUACGUGAGAGUGAGUAGGUAAUGAAGGAAUUGAAUGUUUUGCCUAUCUUGGUGUGUCAUUAUUAUUACAGAAUAACUUUGUCCUACAAAUAGCUCAAUGAAGGAGAAUCGCCCAAUAAUUUAUAAUGAACCCCAAUGGACACUCCCUACCUAAUAUUGGCCUUCAAGUCAAUCAACCUAUUUGAUUCGUUUCUGUAAAAUUCUUGUUGCAGAGUUAAUGAAUUUAAAUUGAUGUUGUGGAAUUUGUAAAUAGGUCUUACCAAGCCUAAUCUAGCUUACAUAAAGCAUAUUUUUGUAUUGUAUAGUUAAGCCUAUAGAGAAGUUGCACAAUUUUGAAUUUAUAUUUCUAACUUCAGUAUUAUUAAUGUAUUAUUGUUGUUAACCAGUAAAAGAAUAGAGUUGAGGUAGAUAUAUGGAAAUUACAUAAUAUUUAAAUACUUGUACACACGACUCAAACUGUCUAAACUGUAUUGUAAUCUAUGGGUGUUAAGAACGUCCCCGAUGUCCAAGACUCGAACUUGCAAUUUCAAACUUAACUUAAGGCCUAUAUAUUAUUUUAUAGGUGUACAAAAUAUUUUAGAUUCCAAUUUAAAGCAUUGAGAGGAUUUACAAUUUUUUCCGUGAGUUUUUGAUUUGGGUAAAGUUCUUUGAAAGAAAACAAUUGUUUUAGUUACUAUCUUUUUAUGUUCUAGUUAGUAAUACCAUAUUUUGUCAUUUAAAAAUGAGCUUUUAACCACCUAGAAAAUUGAUAUAUGUAGAUUUAAGCUAACACUUAAGAAACAAGUCAUAAUAAUAGCCCUCUUCACUAUUACUUUGCACUUAAGCAUGAAAUGCUAUUUUAUUUUUGUAUUGAUUCUUCGUGAACCAGUCAGUAGUGAUCGAUACAAAUUUUAUUUUUUUGUGUAUGUAGUGUGUAAUUUUAAGGUUGUGCUUGUUGCUUACAUUUACCAGCUUAUUAUAAGUUAUACACAAUUACGUGAAAUUCUAAAAAUUUUGUCUUAUAGGUUGGAUCUGUUAGAUUUGCUGAAUUUGUAAUUUUUCUCUGCUUUAGGUUUUGAUGACCGAGAUGAAUAAAAAAAUAUAUAUUGGAAUAACAAAUUAUAACAAAGAAAUCAAACAAAUCCACCUUUGUAUGGAAUUUCAUAUAAUAUAAAUUAACAUCUUUACCGACAAAAUGGGUGAUAUGUAAACAUUACUGACUUCACUGCUGUGUGUUAGGUAUUAAUUGUAAAUACCCGAAUAUUUGUAUAAGUUAUAAGUGAACUUAAAGCUAUUUAUGUAAGUUUAGUUACUAAUUAGUUAGGUAGAGUUUGUGGUUGCUUAGUCAGAUUAACUUAUUUGACUGUAAAUGUCAUUCCAUGUUUUAUUGCAUAGUGCUGCUUUAAAUGACAUUUUUGCUAUUUUAAUGCUUUCUUUUCUGUAGUUUAUGAGCCUAAGUAUUGUAAAACAUAAUAUUUGUAAUUUCUUAGAAAUGUUAGUAAAACUAGCCUAAUAUUUUAAGCCAGGUCAAUCAUAUUUCCUUCAGAUUUUAUUUUAUUGAAGCUUUAAUCUUACAAGGAUUUUUACACUGUAUAAAACUUACUGGCACUAUUUUAAUAUAAUUAAUAUACCUAAAUAAAAUUUACUUAAAAAGUUUAUUUUGCUGUAAGAACAAAUUAAAUUUAUUUAGAGCUCAGAAAAAGCAAAGUAUUUAUCAAAAUCAUCUAUGUUUACUGUUAAAUACAGAUGUUACCAAAAGAUAGGUUACCUACAGUAAAGCUUGUAGUUAUUUUGCUGGCUCAAAGUUUACUAACAGAAUUGAAUUUUAUUGGAGAGCUAGCCAGUUAUAUAGAUUGACUGAAGUCCAAAUUUGGUUGUGACUAUUUUCAUUGCACUCCAAGAGCCUCUUGGCCUACUCAACGUAAAGAUAUAACUGUUCCCAAGACUCUAAUAGGUCUUCCAAUUGUAUUUUCUGUUAAUGUACGCUUACAUUGAUCACAAUGUAUUUAACUGACCUCAAUAAUCCAUGCUGGGACAUUACAAAAGGUGGAUGGACUAGAAUGUUAUUUUAAUUACGAUACAAGUGAAGUAUUUAGGCCUAUGUAUAAAGUUUAUAUCAUGAUUAACCACAAAUUAACAUUGUGGUACCAAGAUUGAUGAAAUUACGAGGGUUUUCCGUGGAUUAAGGUCCCAUCGCAUCUAAGCGAGCUAGUUAAAUAUUAGACCAAAUCUCAUGCCCAUUUCAUCAUGUUAUUAAUGUUAUUUCAUCCAGCACUAUUCCAGCAUAUUCUUUUCACCCAUAUGAGACGAUUAGUUUCGUCAUAGUAUUUGAAACUUUUGUGAAAGAGAAUUGAUGCUCCCGCCAUGCAAAAAUCACAUACUGACAUUACAUCUGUGUUCAGGAUUUAAGUCAAUGUCAGUUAACGGACACAAUCGACGUAAUUUGUGAAGGGGCGGAGGAGUUUGGAGGUGGUCCUGAACAUUUGCACAAUGUUUCUCAUGGUGUAGGCCGACUGUUGUCAGUCUCGUUUGAAGCAGUGGUUGAAGUGAUAGGUAUUUUGCUUGUGGAUCGUGAUGUUACUUAACGAGAGAGAAUGUAACUAAUAAGGAACAUCUCUAGAAGACUAUCAAGCCCUGGAAGUCUGCAACACCCAAAUCAGCAAUUAAAGUUUCCUAAACUUCAAUCACUGUAUUGAUAGAAACUGAUGAUCACCCGCUGCUAACCCCGUUGUAAAAAUAUUCACGACCUUUUGCGAGGUCCCUAAGCCACUGAUGCACAUUCUCUAUGACAAAAUACGUUUCUGCAUAUAUAUAUAUAUAGGUUAGAAGUUAAGGAAAGGCCAAUUGGCUUAUUGGGAUUGUUAUGUACAAUGAUAGGGAUCAGCUAGCUUACCUGGUAGACAGAGUCCAAAUUAGCCUAGGUAACUUAACACACAGAAAACUUUCUUCCUCCCCGCAUACACAUGAAGGCACGACUGAUUGCAAAACACAGGAGUAAAGAAAGUACUAUCUGCAGAAAACUGAAAGUACCUACAAAUCUGUUAAAGUAAUCGUUUUCUCCACUUUUCAUGAAUUUCUCGGAGUCACUCGAGUGAUAUUGUUUGAUCACGUAGUAAACUGCGGCGAAGAACGUAGUACUCAAUGAGUGUUGUGAUCUGUGUGAACGUCUGUUCAUUAACAUUGUACACGGUGGUAGACAGGAAACAUGGCCUCGUGUACCAGUCUUGCCAAAGGUUCUCCCGUAGUUCAGCCAGUGUUCUAUGCGCUUCUUGCAGAGUUGGGCCGAGAUAUGUCCUGUAACCACUAACAUCGUACAAUCUUCCGUGAGCACCAUAAAACCGUUCGUUUGUCCACCAGAAGAUCGUUGACCUCUCUCUGUACUCCCAAGGUGAGUCAACUUUGGUCGUAUCCACGUAUGUCGCAGGGACCCAUUUUUCUCCAUACACAUUUUUGUCUUUGUUUCCCAAACUCCAUUUCUGCAUGCAUAAGGUACAACCCUAACUUGCCGCAUGUUUUCUACCAUAGACAUAUUUUUUAUAUCGUUUACACUUGAUACGGUAUGUCAAACUCUCUUCUGUUGACCUGUAAGAACACCUUAUGUAAGUGGUUGACUCUAUGGUAGUGAGAUAUCCACAGUUGAUAUAUUACCGUGCUCACUGUGGUGACGUAGAUCAUAGCAUUCACAAAUUAUAUCAGAUUCCACCACUUGUGUCUUUUCUUCUUAUUCAGCAAAAACCCUCUGGCAAAAACAGUAAGUGGUGCAUACAUUGGAUGACUUGAAACAAGGAUGUUUAAAUAAUCCACUUCAUUUUUAGGACGAGCAAGUAUGGUAUCUUUCAAUGCUAUUCCAUGAAGGUCCACUUUAGUGGAAGUCUGUUAUGUGUUUUCUGUGUGUUAAGUUACCUAGGCUAAUCUGGACUCUGUCUCCCUAUCCUUGUACAUAACAAUCAUUUUCUGCAUAUAUGUCAACUAGAAACAGUAAUCUACAGGGGUUGAUCUCCUUCCUACAGAAACCUAGAAUGGAUUGAUACUUGGCGGGAGCGUCAAUUCUCUUUUGUUACGUUACUAUUCAUCCCAUAGGGGUGAAGACCAGCUAAUAGUUGUGGAUGAAGCAAGGCUCACAAUGUUGGUCUGAGAUUUGAACAGGUUUGCUUGGAUGUGACAGGAGCACGAAGCACGAUGGAGACUUUUAUGGGCAACCAUUGUACUUCUGUGAUUUGAUUAAACAGUAAAUUUUCUGUUACAGCGAACAUAUUAGUGACUUCAUUGUAUGUAAAUUUUACAUUGAAAGCGUUUCAUAGUUUGUAAAACCUGCAUAAUUUUAGUACAGCAUAUUAACAUUUACAGACACUAACUACAAAGUUGAUUAAUAUUUAUAUACAUAGUUGUCAAGUUGUGAGCAGAGCUUUAUUUUUGUCUAGUCUGAUGUUCAGUUUUUCCUUGCAGUCUCUCGACCAGACGAGUGGGCUAAGUCACUGUUUACAAGGAUUUACUAGCUUAACAAUUACAAAGAUAGAACUAUUUUUGUCUCGUUAUAAUAUUUAAGAAUGUAGGCCUUAACAGCUUUAUUUAUUAUUUAUAGUAAAACAUUUAUGAAACGUGUAGCUACCUAGUUUCUCAGAUUUUGUCGGUAAGCUUUGAAUAGUUUUGGUAAGUAGAGUCGAUAUUAAUUUAUAUUUAUUCCAUGAAUUUAUCACCAAGCUUUUAAAAAUCUUGGCACCAUGAUUUACUGUUUUCAUUUCUAACUAGUUUUGCUGUUUGAACUGUUUGAGCUCGAUGAAUUGUCAAUAUUCUAAAUGAAUGUUUGUCGUAAGUUGAAACAUUCCAUCCCCAAAAGUCAUUGCGCAGAUGAUUUCCUUACGUAAUUACCUGAACACCACAUCAGAUGCCGCAUCGAACGUAUGAUCCAUUGCUUGAAUCUUGGUUGUGGUAGUUUAGAAAAAACAGGGUAUGGACAUGUAUAAUUGAAUAUUGUAAAUAUAUUUGGUUAAACACUUUA
Messenger RNA from Macrosteles quadrilineatus (aster leafhopper), 8420 nucleotides. RefSeq names its product adenosylhomocysteinase-like 1 (gene AhcyL1). The transcript is spliced from 17 exons. The coding region runs from base 130 to 1848 and encodes 572 amino acids. Gene Ontology annotation, cellular component: cytosol. The record is from RefSeq and is a predicted model, not a curated record. Lineage: Eukaryota; Metazoa; Arthropoda; Insecta; Hemiptera; Cicadellidae. Gene Ontology annotation, biological process: L-methionine cycle.